Colletotrichum fioriniae is the source of this 1041-nucleotide messenger RNA. The record is from RefSeq and is a predicted model, not a curated record. Lineage: Eukaryota; Fungi; Ascomycota; Sordariomycetes; Glomerellales; Glomerellaceae.
AUGUACCUUGAUGCCCAUGUAGACUUGAAGCAGUUUACCUCAAGGAUACCAACUCGCAACAUGAUUCAGCGCAUGGAAACCCUGACCUACGAGGACUUCUCUGAAAACUGGACCGAUACCCCUUUCGUUCUUACCAAAUACAUCCAGAAAUGGCCUGUUUGCCAAAGCUGGACUAUCGAUACCAUAUCGAAACGCUACCACGAUGUAGAGUUCCGCGCAGAGGCUGUUGACUGGCCCUUUUCGAUAUACAACGAGUACAUGAACAAUAACGACGACGAGAGCCCUCUCUACCUAUUCGACAAAAAGUUCGCCGAAAAGAUGAAGAUCACGAUUGGCCAAGAGGAGGGGGCGGCUUAUUGGAAGCCGGAGUGCUUUGGCCCGGAUUUGUUCGAGCUUCUGGGAAAGGAACGGCCUGCCCAUCGCUGGCUCAUCAUCGGGCCUGAACGGAGCGGAUCAACUUUCCAUAAGGACCCCAACGGUACGAGUGCAUGGAACGCGGUGAUCCAAGGUGCGAAAUAUUGGAUCAUGUUUCCACCCACGGCUAUGGUCCCCGGAGUGAUUGUCUCGCAGGACAGCAGCGAGGUCACCAGCCCCUUGAGCAUCGCAGAAUGGCUUCUCGAGUUUCAUGCAGAAGCACGUCGGUCACCCGACUGCGUGGAGGGUAUCUGCCAAGAGGGGGAAAUUCUACAUGUGCCUAGUGGAUGGUGGCAUCUAGUGGUCAAUUUGGAAAGCGGAAUCGCACUGACCCAAAACUUCGUGCCGAAGAACCAGCUCUCCGAAGUUAUAUUGUUCUUAAAGGACAAGCCAGACCAAGUUUCUGGUUUCAAGCAAGAGGUAGCUGAUCCAUACGCAUUGUUCAUUGAGCGACUCCGCCAGGAACAGCCGGACCUGUUAGAACAGGCUCUUCUGAUUUUAGAGAAGAAGAGCAUCCAGAAAAAGAGGAAGUGGGAGGAAGCAGUAGGCGGAAACCAAGCAGAGGCCAACGGAGGUGGUUUCAGCUUCGGAUUCGGGGAUGACCUGGAUGAUGAAGAAAUCCCUUGA